This is a messenger RNA of Mytilus trossulus (common blue mussel), 4191 nucleotides long. RefSeq lists its product as uncharacterized. The transcript has 9 exons. NCBI's taxonomy places the organism in Eukaryota, Metazoa, Mollusca, Bivalvia, Mytilida, Mytilidae. The coding region runs from base 1 to 4044 and encodes 1347 amino acids. The record is from RefSeq and is a predicted model, not a curated record.
AUGUCUACUGGUAUGGCAGAGCGAUUUCAACGAGCGAUGGUUAAAAAUACAAACAUGGAAAAUAUACCCACAAUUCAGAAUGCAAGCAUUGAAAAUAAAAGUUCCAUACAGGAUUUAUCGACAGAAGUUUCUGCUAGUGAUAAUAAACAAUCAGAGGCAUCGAACACUAUUAAAACUAACAACAAGUCCACGAGUUCAGCUGAGAAUCGCAAUGACUUAAGUGCUUUGAAUACAAUCUCUCCUUCUGAAUUCGUAUGCAGUUUAGAAACUGCAAAUACAGUAGUAGCUUCCAGCAAAGAAAAUGUCAACAAAGAAUUAGUAUCCAUUACCGAAACGGUCAACAAAGAAUUAGUAUCCAAUGAUGAUACAGCCGACGAGCUAAAAACAGGUGGAACAGGUGAAAAAAAUAUGCGUACAUCUGCAAACUACACCAAACAUAAUAUUGCAAAAUUAGACCAAAAUGAGACCAAAGAUGACUAUCAAACCAUCAAUUACGCCAUUUACAAUUUUAAUGAAAAUGAAGAUGAAAAUAGGCCAUUAUCUUUGAUAAUGCCGAAGGAUCUGAUGUCUUCCGUGUUAUCUAAGAAAUCUAAUUCAGAUACUUAUUCGAAUCAGCAUGCAUUAUGUAGUUUAUGGGACUUUGCAGGACAAAAGGAAUUCUAUGCUACACACCAGGCAUUUUUGACAAGUGGGGCAGUGUACCUGGUGGUCGCUGAUAUUGAUGACGAUAUUUCAAAACAAUACGUUACACAGCAUUUUGCAGAUUAUCGUGAGGUUGGAGGGUAUGUCGAUUUUUGGUUUGAUACUAUCCAUUGCCAUCGGACAGCUGAAAUACCAAAAAACAAACCAGUUAACUUUCACAUUGACCCUCCUAUUUUUAUUGUCUUUACUGGAAAGGAUAAAUAUGAAAAGGGAAAAUUGGAAGAAAGAAUGAAGGUCCUUCAAGCUCAACUAGGGGAGGUUUUGGGAAAUCAAAGCAAGUAUCAUCACUUGCGAGAUAUAUUUUGUGUGUCAAAUUUGAAAGAUUCCGACGAUCAAUUUGAAAAAUUACGGGAGAAAAUAUCAGAAGCCGCACAGCAGAUGCAAAAUUGGGGUGAAUUGAUGCCGUUGAAAUGGAUUCUUUUAGAGCAUUUGGUUGAAACGAAUAAGAAGGAGAAGGAUUUCGUGAUGUUGUCCGACAUAGUCAAGUUAGCUAAACAUCCCGAUAUAGGAAUGACAGAUAUUAAAGAAGCGAAAGUGUUUCUUCGUUUCCAGCAUAAGGUAGGAAACAUCAUAUUCUUUGAUGAUAUUCCGGAUUUCAUCAUUUUAAAUCCGCAGUGGUUAGUUGAUGCAUUUCGAUGUUUAGCGUCAGAUAGAAUUCUUCCUUCACUGCAGCACUGUGAUGAUUGGAAAACAUUUGAACAGAACGGUCAAAUAAGUACAUAUUUGAUAACGGAACUCUUCAAAUCAAAAGGUGGAAGUAGGUUUUUAAGUCAGAGAGACAAUUUGUUAAAAGUAAUGGAAAAAUUUGACAUAUUAGUAAAAAUUGGAGAAGCAUGCUACAUAAUGCCAAGUAUGAUGCCGUCUGUCCCGUUUGAUAUGGUGUGCGAAAAGAUUGGUGUGAAAGGACUAACAUGUAGGAGAACUUCCUGGCUUUGUCUGAAAUUUGCAUUUCUUCCACCUGCCUUUUUUAAUCAUUUUUACGUAUGGUUUAUCCGUAGGUACAAACCUAUGGAAGUCGGCAAUGAAACAAAGUCGAUGGCAUCCUUAUUUCGAGGAAUAGGUGUAUUUGACAUAAAUAAGUCAAAAUGUGAAAAGCUUUUGAUUACAAUGUCUACUGAUACAAUAGCUAUUCAACUAUUAUCGUUUUCAACUGAAGACAAAGACUUAAGAAACAUUUGUAGCAAUAUUCGAGCAGAUCUAAUUAAACAAACAGAAGUCAUUAAAGAUAGAUAUAAUUUGAAGAUAUCUUAUGCACUGCAUUUCAAAUGCAGCAAAGGCGAUUAUCAUAAAGAUACACUAUCCUUUGAAUACUUGAAAACUGUAUCGGAGUAUAGCUGUAAAGAGCAUCAAAUGGCACAUCGGUCUGAAGAAAUAUAUAUGGCUUGGAUGAUGAAUGGAUCUGCGGAAAAACAAACUCUUAUCGAUGAGGAUAAAACAAAUUCUAGACAGGAUGACCUGAUUCCAAGGAAGACCAUUGAUCGUAUAAAGAAAUUGAAAGACAAACUUAAAGAAGACACACAACGGUUUGUUCAGACAGAGAACAGGGAAUGGUUUGUACAGACAGAACACUUAAGAUAUUUUGGACAGACAAGUUUUGAAACACAGAGUUUGUGUGUGGUGGCAAUUGAUAUUGGAACAACUUAUUCAGGCUAUGCUUUUUCAAGUAAACAUAAAUCCGACUGUAUUUACACGUGCGAGUGGUAUCAUAAGGAGGUUCGUUCAAUGAAAACUCCGACGUCUGUUCUUCUCGACAAAGAUAAACAGUUUGUAGCUUUUGGACAUGAAGCCGAAGAUACAUAUUUAUGGUCAGUGGAGGCAGAUGACUCUGAUUCUGAUGACGAUGACGAUGACGAACACAGUGAUUCUAAAUAUGAGUAUCAUUACUUUGAUCGAUUUAAGAUGAUGCUGCAUCCACAGACGUUGAAUGUUAAUUCGACAAUUGAAGACCAAAAUGGUUUGCAAAUGAAGGCAAUAGAUAUUUUUUCCUCUGCAAUCAAAUAUUUGAAAUUCGAAGCAAUUAAACAUGUAAAGAGGAUUUACAAGUGGAUGGAAAUAAAAGACAUAAAGUACGUCCUGACUGUUCCAGUCAUGUGGAACGACCAAGAUAAACUAUUCAUCCAGAAAGCUGCAGAGCAGGCGGGUAUAUAUAGCAAAGAUUUGAUGAUAGCUUUGGAACCAGAGGCAGCUACCAUCUUUUGCAAUGCGCAAGCAAUAUUGGAAAAGAAUUCAAACAUUCCCGUUUUUGGCGGAUCAAAAAAAAACACUAAAUAUGUAGUGGUAGAUCUAGGAGGUGGCACUGCAGAUAUAACCGUACAUGAAAGCCAGUCUGAUGGUUCCCUGGACGAAGGUGUUCCACCUAGUGGGGGUUAUUGGGGCUGCACAUCUGUUGACAGAGCUUAUCUAGAAUUUUUAAACUCUAUAUUCACUAAAAAAGUCAUUGGUGAACUUCGUUCAACUACGCCUACAGAUUACAAAGAUCUAUUGCAUGAAUUUGAGGUGAAAAAAAGAACAAUUACUUCAGAAUACAGUACUGAUAUUGUUAUUACUCUACCUGUGGGUUUGUUAGAAAUAACACAGAAACAUUGCACUUCAGUGGCCGAUGCCAUUCAGAAGUCGAUUUAUAAGGAAUCUGUUUCAUGUAAGAUACAGAAACUUUAUGUAAAACCGGACAUUUUCCGAAUGCUUUUCCAGCCAUAUAUAGAUUUAAUAGUAAAACAUCUUGAUAAACUAUUUAAACAUCCAAAACUCUCAGACCUACAUCAUAUCCAAAUGGUAGGUGGAUUUUCUGAAUGUGAGCUAGUCCAAACGGCAAUAAAACAGAACUUCCCAAAAAUGAAUUUUUUUAUUCCUUUCGAAGCUAACCUGGCUGUCUUAAGAGGUGCUGUUUUAUUCGGACAUCAACCAAAGAUUAUAACAGCUCGAAUAUUAACAAAAACUUUCGGAAUACAAAGCUGGUCUGAGUGGGAUGCUGCAGUACACCUAGAAACCAAACGAGUACGAAUUGAUGGAAUUGAUAUUUGCAAAGAUGUCUUUUAUAAAUUUGCAGUCAAAGGAGACGAAGUAGAAGACGGACAUUCUUCUCGAAAAAUAUUUCAGGAAAUGAAAACAGACGAAACCACCCUAGAGUGUACAGUAUACAUUUCAGAUGACACGAAUCCCCGAUAUGUCACUGAUCCUAGUUGCAAAUGCCUUGGGAAUCUCGUCGUCCUAAUACCUCCCCUAAAAAAAGGAGAGACUCUUGAAAUUGAAAAAACAAUGAUAUUUGGUGGUAAUGAACUGAUAUUCAGAGCAAGAAACAUGAAAACGGGGGAGUUUAGUGAAAAACAUUUUGAACUACUUUAGUGAAUAAAACAAAUAGUACAGUUGUGAAAGGACAAGGUAUGAUAAGAGGCGUUUUUGGCCCACCUCCCAUAUAAGUUUAUAUAUACAUCAUUGAUAGCCUUUGGAUAGAAACUCUUAAAAACUAUGAUUUUUUUAUGUUCCGGUCAA